Molecule: messenger RNA, 1752 nt
Organism: Symbiodinium natans
Lineage: Eukaryota; Dinophyceae; Suessiales; Symbiodiniaceae
Source: the annotation of a GenBank genome assembly
AUGGCAGGGCUCAACGAUUCGAACUGUGCCGAGGUGAGAAUUGAUGCUCGCAUUGGAUUGCUUUGCAUCUCCUUAACUUACGUCUAUAUUGUUUUCAAACAUAAGAAACUGCCUGCGUUGCAGGCAUCGCUGGCCCUGGCCAAUGCAGAAGCUGAAGAAGUAUGCUUCGUUUGCCAGACAGCGUAUGUCGUCAAGAAGGACGAGACGCGUUACAAGAUCAAGGAGCACUGUGUUGUCUGCUCUGGUCGUGUCAGAAGCAUCCUGCAGAAGCCUUCGGAUGACAGAGCCAAGUCAUGGUUUAAGGGCCUCAAGACAAGCGAUCCUGCAGAGUACAGGAAGAUCGUUGCGAGUCUUCACAAUAUUCAGCAACUGAGUGCACAAGAAAUUCGACGCGAGUCCGGAUCGGGUGGCCCUUACUUGGAGAGCUCGCGAUUCAACUUAGUCCGGUACAUGGAGGUGCACGAGGAGAAACGCGGCAAACGCAUGAAGAGUGGAUGGAAACUGAUGACGUUUUCUUGGUACAAGGAUUGGUACAUGGUGAAAGUUCCAGAGGAGGAGCGAUUGAGCAAUGCAGAAGUCCUGGCGGCCUGGAGCCGUGAUCUUGCAAAUCCGGAACUUCGAGACACCCAGCCCGUCGAAGAUAAGCGCACCGGGAUAACGUCCAACCAGGAGUCUGUCUGGGUGGCGACAGGCGGCAUCAAGAAAACACACUUCGAGGAGAUCAGCGACAAGCGUGCGCGCGAGAAGUCUUUCCAAAGCAAGGAUGUGUCCACCGCUACGCUGACAGCAAUCGACAAGCGCGUGCGUGGCUUUGUCAAGUUUCAGCACGAGUCGGAGUUGUUUCAGAAGUGCUGCUUGAACUUCGUCACGGACCCCGGCACUGUGUUCUCCACUAGCGGCACGGCAGCACCCGCAAGGGGCAACGGUGGCGGUGGCGGUGGCCGCAGCAGCAGGGCGGCGAAAGCCAAGUCAGCUAAGCAGCCCAAGCUGUUGGACGUGAGCUUGACUCGCAUCCAGUUCACAGGCAAGCUUGCCUCGACAAGGCAAUUUUGCACGCAGAGCCUGAAGGAUGCGCUUGAGAAAGCAAAGGAGUUCGAAAGCACCCAGCCGGGCCUCUUCCAGAUGUGGCACGAUUUGGUGCGCAAAGGUGUUGGGGAAGACAAGGUGCUCGACCAGUCGCUCAACCUGGGCUUGGGGGACAACGCUGGCAUUGUGAAGUGCCUUUACCACAUGGAGGCACGCAGGACAGCCUGCUUGGCUGCGUCUGGCUUGCUUCCAGAGAACCAGAUGCUCCAGCUGGUUCCCGACCUGCCGGACCUCAUCGUUGGCGAGACAGGCAGCACGGAAGGCAACUUGGAGGCGCGCAAGGCAGAAAGGCUGCAGAUGGUGCUGGACAAGAUCAAGGAGACUGACACCGUGGUCAACCAGUACGCAAGCCCCUUGGCGGAAUUUCACUGCGCAUGCUUUAGUCUCCUGACUGCAAAUGCAACGGCUCAUGCUGUGGCAACCACCAACCACCGGCCGCCGGAAUGCAGUUGUUUUUGCUCUCUCAAGCGAGGCAAAGCAGUGGUCGUCCAGAUGCUGGAGAGGACGGAUCUCUUUGACGAAUGCCACACAAGGGAUGCCUUCACCGACAAGCUGAAAGAGAUCAAGGACCGGGCGACUGACACCAAGACGAUUGCCCAGAGCCUUAGAAAGUGCGUGACCGAAGUUGGAGGUCUCGUCCAGGCGGUCUCGAACUUGCAUUUCUAG